Micropterus salmoides (largemouth bass) is the source of this 3364-nucleotide messenger RNA. RefSeq names its product fibrillin-2. The transcript has a single exon. Gene Ontology annotation, biological process: cell migration. The record is from RefSeq and is a predicted model, not a curated record. Gene Ontology annotation, molecular function: calcium ion binding; extracellular matrix binding; extracellular matrix protein binding. Gene Ontology annotation, cellular component: external side of plasma membrane; extracellular matrix. Bases 1394 to 2527 code for a protein of 377 amino acids. NCBI's taxonomy places the organism in Eukaryota, Metazoa, Chordata, Actinopteri, Centrarchiformes, Centrarchidae.
GACCUGGGUUAUUGUGUUUAUUUAUGUAAUUUAUGUUCUUGCAACCUCGCAAAAAACUUUGUCCAUCAGAUGGUGAUUUGUUUUUGGCAAAAAGCAAAAACACAUAUUGUGUAGAAAUAUAGUGGGUAAAAAAUAGAAAAAUAUGCUAAAUCUGGCUGUGCAAGAACUAUCAAAGUGCAAAAAUGUGUUAUAGGUGUUGAUGGUAUCAAGGAGAUAUGAAGGGAUUUGUAUGACGAAGCUGACUGGGUUUUGAGAACUGAUCUAUUACUAGAUGCCAUUUGAUUUGAGAAAGUUGUGAUGUAAGAAGUUGAAAGUGAGCAAUUUAACGUUAAGUUCAGUCAGCUAAUGUUGACAUUUGUCUACAACCGACUACAUUUUCUGCUAUUUUACCUAUAGAUGUGUUUGAGUACUAAAUGUGCCACUGCCUGCUCACUAAAUCUGUGACACAUCAUAAAGCAUCACACACAUAUACCUCCCAUUGACCCCGUACCCGAGAAACCGGAGGCCCCCAGUGAGUAACGUUAAUUACAUGACAGUGUUUGGAGCUGGUCCCCAUGGAAUUCCCAUUACAAGCUCCUUUUUUGGGCCACUUAGCGGAAACAAGUUGAAAACAACAUGUGGUUUACAUAAGUCCAUAAUAUUCAUUCUCCUUUAGCUCCAUUUUUGGUCUCUGGGAAAUUUCUGACUCUUGAGCUGCUAAAUGUGUUCGCUAGCUUGUAGCUAACUGUGUGCUGUUUGGUGCUGAGCAGAUAGUGUACUGUGAGUUUUUAGAGCUUUUUCUCUGAAAAAAACUGCCUGCUGCAGCUGAGAACAACACUAUGAGAGCGGAGAGACUGAACCAAAACAGUAAAGUUGCAUUGUCAUUUGAUACACUAUAAUUAUUGAUCAUAGCCGUUUUGAAUACAUGCAAUAUUUGCAUUUGAAAUAUAGUGAAGUACCUCAACAUUGUAUGAAAAUACAGUACUUGAGCAAAUGUACUUACUUUCCACCACUGGCACAGGGAUGUAUUUAUGCACAAACCAAACUAAACACAUUUUACUGCUCUAUUAUCAUAUCUGAUACUGGUGUAAAUAUGAUACUGAUAAACAUGUAUCAGAGUUUCACAUCAAUAUAUGUUAUAUGAUGACAAAGUCAUGCUAGAAGUCAACGACAAAGUAGUUUGUUCCAAAGUAUUUUUUUGUUCGCAUGUUUUGUUUAUGUUUUCAUUAUGAUGACAAUUUUCUUCACUAACCUUGGGGGAAAAAACACUAGCACAUUUUUAUCUCACUUCCUUCCGGUCUUUAACUUUGUCAUUGUUCUGAGGGAUGUUUUUUCCGGAGUAGGUAGCCACAGGCUCUCACUUAUCCAUUAAUUUGGCCAGCCAACAUUGUUAGAGGAUCUACUGCAAGACAUCAUGGCCCGCUUGCAUCUCACUGUGUUUGUGCCAUUGAAGGUAAUGACAAUAACUAUUUUAAUGUCAGUUAUUUUGUUGUUGUCUAUUGAGACAGGAUUUGGCCUGAAACAGACCUGUAGGCCUUUUUGUACUGGGAGUGACUGCAUAACUGUAAACCAAGAAAGAGUGGAUUUUAAAACAGCUGAGGAAGCAUGCCAUGACAGGAAUGGAGAGCUCUUGACAUUUCUGUCUGAGAUAGAUGAGACCAUCCUUGACAUUUUGAGUCAAGAUUUAUAUGGAAACUUCUGGAUUGGACUACAUUUACCAGCUGGAGCCUGCAGCAACCUUUCAGCUCCACUGAGAGGCUAUGAGUGGACCUCUGGCAGCAUGCACCCGAGCUUUAUUCCAUCUUCAAUCACCUGGGCAGACCGUGUUAAAGUCUGCUCUCCACGCUGUGUGACAUGUUCAAAUGGCCAAAAGUGGACAGAGAGGCUGUGCUCGGACAAGACGGAUGGCUUUCUGUGCAAAACAAAGCACAAAGAUGCAUGCCAGGCACAAAAAUUAUCAGAUAAAAAUUUUUUCCAGAGCUCCAAAGGCUGUUCAAGUGGCCCCUGUGAGCAUUUAUGCACAGAUGUAAAAGGUGGUUAUAAAUGCUCUUGUUACAGAGGAUAUAUCCCAGACAGCAAGGACCUGAGCAGGUGUAAAGUGCACUGUGGGGGACAGAAAUGCCAUGCGAUAUGUGAGGGAGACAAUGACACAUGCUUCUGUCCUGAUGGCUUUCUUCGGACUGGUAAAUUUUGUGAGGACAUUGAUGAAUGUAUCAUGGACUGGUGUGAUCAAGAGUGUAAAAACACUUUUGGAGGUUUUGUGUGUUCCUGCAGAAAAGGAUUUGUACUUGAUGAUAGUAAAGUCAAUUGCAUCAAAGCACAGGACAGUGAAAGCUUUGUGAUCACAACCCCUAUUGCCAUAGGUUUUGUCGCAAACAAUACUACACUGAAGGUUUCUUAUGCAAACACUGGUGGUUUCCUCUGGCUGUGGAUUUUUGUUGCUUUGACUGUGGUAGUGUCUAUAUUUGUGAUACGGUUUUAUGUUGUUAAGCGUCAGAAGCGGAGAGAACAAAACUCUACUGCUCCUGUGGACAAUAUUGAGUGUUAAAUCAAGUCUAGGAAAUGAUGAACACUAACUCCACCGGUCUCUUUAGCAUUCACAAUUUGGGAGACUUGCCCAUUACAUUUAUCAGAUUGCUGCUGUGGGAAAGAUCUCAGAAUUAACUCUUCUGAUUCAGGUCUCUGAUUUUUGAAUAUACAGAGGUAAUGUAUUAUAAAAUAUCAAUAAUAUUAAUAAUAUAUUACAUUUGAAAUGUAGGGGGGUAUGGAUAAUACUUCUUCCAGAAAUGGAUAUACACUACUUUAUUCCUAACUCCUAAUUAAAAGCAGCUCUUAAUUCAAAUAAGAAGUCGAUUCAAAUUUUAACUUUAAUUAAAGUACUUAUAUACGUUUCAGGACUAUAAAGUUGUCUGUGUCCCAGGUGGAGCUGAGAGUUAAUUUUGAUAUACCGCUUGGUAGCUGAUAUAUAUUAACUCUUGUUUUUUUAACUCAGCAUAUGUUUCUUUAGUAAAAUGUUUAUCUGCAUUAAGUAAACCUUUCAGUCAAAAGUAAAAUGGAGUUGAUUAGAAAAAAGUCCUAAGGGAAAGUGCCAGCUCCUUAAUAUGUUACUUUCAUUCAUUACCAUAAAUGUGGACUGUGUUCUUUUCAAGGUUUUUUCUUUAUAGCAUAAACAUAUUUUUUGUGUGCAUGUGCAUUUAACUUUGUAAAAGAUGAGUUUUGAAGUACACAAGUGAAAUUGCUUGUAAUAUGGAACAAUAGAGGGAGAUUUCAUGUGUCAUUCUCUGUCAUUCAUUCACUCAUAAAAACAAUUCAUUGUCGUCAUCAUUCUCAUCCUCAGAGUGCCACUGCCGCCUAGUGUUCUUUUGAAUAAACUGCUGAAGAGUCA